Messenger RNA from Sorghum bicolor (sorghum), 2173 nucleotides. Its product is annotated as proline dehydrogenase 2, mitochondrial. Lineage: Eukaryota; Viridiplantae; Streptophyta; Magnoliopsida; Poales; Poaceae. Gene Ontology annotation, molecular function: FAD binding; proline dehydrogenase activity. The record is from RefSeq and is a predicted model, not a curated record. The transcript is spliced from 3 exons. The coding region runs from base 491 to 1990 and encodes 499 amino acids. Gene Ontology annotation, cellular component: mitochondrion.
GUCUCACUGCCGCGCAGCGCAGCGCUCCCUCGCUGACUCGGAUCACCUCGCGUCGCGUCUCUUGCGUCGUCUCCCACCUCAUUUUUCCAGCUCAUUCCCGAUUUCCUUGACGGCCACCCUUCCGCUUCCGCAAGCUCUCUGAAGCUCACCGCACAUCGUGGCCUGGCCUAGCCUUGCUAAUUGCUAUUGCUAUGUACAGUAGUAUAAAAGGAAGGAAGAGCAGAGCCCCUCCAAUCUUGGACUCGCCUAAACCUAAUACCUUUCCUCGAGGACCUUGACGAAAACAGCCGCCUUUUCCUUGCCGAUUCCUCUCUCUCCUGUCUUAUAUAAAGUCGCUGCGCCGGGCUGAAUUCCAUUUCAUCUCAUUGCAGCAUCCUCCACCUCCUGCCUCUGCCUCUGCCUGCGUAGUUUGCACACCACAACCGUCUUUCGUUCCCAAGAAAGCACCGCCGCCGCUCUUCGUUCUCGAUCCCGCAAGGCCCGUCCUUCCAUGGCCAUCGCCUCCCGUGUCACGAAGCGCGCGCUGUCCACCUUCGCCGCCGCCAAGCUCCCGGAGGAGGCGGUCGCGGCCGCGGCCGCCGGCGAGGCGAUCGCGGCCACAACCGCGGCCGCGGUGCCGUUGGCGUCGUCCGAGCGGACCGCCAUCGCCAGGGCGGCGCUGCUGCAGUUCGAGGACACCGGGCGGCUGUUCGCGGGGGAGCCGACGUCGGCGCUGCUGCGCACGCUCGCCGCGCUGCAGGCGCUGUCCGUGGGCCCGCUGGUGGACGCCGCCACCGCGGCGCUGCGGUCGCCGGCGGUGGCCGGCAGCGCGCUGGGCAGGGCCGCGGCCAGGGCCACGGCGUACCGGCACUUCUGCGCUGGCGAGACCGCGGACGAGGCCGCGGCGGUCGUGCGCCGCCUCUGGCGCGGGGGCAUGGGCGGGAUCCUGGACUACGGGAUCGAGGACGCCGAGGACGGCGACGCGUGCGACCGCAACGCCGCCGGGUUCAUCUCCGCCGUCGACGUCGCCGCCGCGCUGCCUCCGGGCUCGGCGAGCGUGUGCAUCAAGAUCACCGCGCUGUGCCCGAUCGCGCUGCUGGAGAAGACGAGCGACCUGCUUCGGUGGCAGAAGAAGCACCCAUCGUUCAACCUGCCAUGGAAGACGCACUCGUUCCCGAUCCUGUCUGACUCGAGCCCGCUCCACCUGACCCCGUCGGAGCCGCCUGCGCUGACGUCGGAGGAGGAGACGGAGCUGCAGCUGGCGCACGAGCGUCUGCUGGCGGUGUGCGCGCGGUGCGCGGAGCACGGCAUCCCGCUGCUGGUGGACGCGGAGUACGCGACGGUGCAGCCGGCCAUCGACUACUUCACCUUCGUGGGCGCGCUGGCGUUCAACGACGGCGCCGGCGCCGGCGACUGCGAGCAGCGGCCCAUCGUGCACGGCACCAUCCAGGCGUACCUCCGCGACGCGCGGGACCGGCUGGAGGCCAUGGUGCGGUCGGCGGAGCGUGAGCGGGUGCGGCUGGGGCUCAAGGUGGUGCGCGGCGCGUACCUGGCCCGCGAGACCAGGCUCGCGGCGACGCUCGGCGUGCCGUCGCCGAUCCACGGCAGCAUCCAGGAGACCCACGACUGCUACAACGGCUGCGCGGGUUUCCUCCUGGACCGCGUCCGCCGGGGCACCGCCUCCGUGAUGCUCGCCACCCACAACGUGGAGUCCGGGAAGCUGGCGGCGGCGCGCGCGCAGGAGCUCGGGAUCCCCAGGGGAGACCGGAACCUGCAGUUCGCGCAGCUGAUGGGCAUGGCGGACGGGCUGUCGCUGAGCCUCCGCAACGCCGGGUUCCAGGUGAGCAAGUACCUGCCGUACGGGCCCGUGGAGCAGAUCAUCCCCUACCUCAUCAGGCGCGCCGAGGAGAACAGGGGACUCCUCUCCGCGUCGUCCUUCGACAGGCACCUGCUCCGGAAGGAGUUGGUGAGGAGGGUCAAGACCGCAGUGGUGGGAAUGGGACGUGAGUGAGUGAAGUGAACUUGCCGAGCCUGUGAUGGAUGAGGCCGUGAAGCUGGGACAAGGGCGAGUUGAAGGCUAGUAGAAGCUGUAAAUACACCCUUCAACAGUCUUCAGACAUUGAUGAUGAUGUAUCCGGGGCUUUUCUUGAAUAAUUCGAAUGAAUCGAAUAAUGUUCUUGGUAUUUUUAGGCUA